AUGGAAUCAGAAGACAGAAUAGAGAAGACAGUUGAUGUCUACAUCAGUGCUGAGGCUGUAAGAGACAAGAAACAUAAGAAAGACACAGAGGACUUUAACACAUCUAAAACCCAAACCCCUCAACACACAGAAAGUGAUUCUGUGAGGAUCAGAAGCUCCAGAGCAGCUCUAGUGUGUUUGGGGCUGCUGUGUGUUCUUCUGCUGACUGCAGUCAUAGUGCUGUGUGUCUACAUCCAUACAAAGAGCACAAACUACACAGAAGAGAGAGACCAGUUAAUAAUCCAGAAUGGUAAUCUGACUAAAGAGAGAGACCAGUUGAAAUCAGAAAAAAACAAACAGAUAUGUUUUGGCAAAGUAGUAGAUGGAUGGACAAACUAUCAGUACAGUGUUUACUUCAUUUCCUCUGAGAAGAAGAACUGGACUGAGAGCAGAAGAUACUGUAGAGAUAGAGGAGCAGAUCUGAUCAUAAUAAACAGCAAUGAGGAGCAAAAUUUUGUCAAAAACAUUACUAGUUCUGCUGAUUUAGUCUGGAUUGGUCUGACUGACAGUGAUGUGGAGGGCACAUGGAAAUGGGUUGAUGGCACUAAAGUGACCUCUGGUUUCAGGUUCUGGAGGUAUGGAGAGCCAUAUGGAUACACAAACGAGAACUGUGCUCUGACUUAUUCACCAGGAUGGGCUGAUUAUCCAUGUAAUGAUCAUCAUAAAUGGAUCUGUGAGAAGACUAUUUUUAAAUGACUUGUUACAAUAUGUAUUCACAUAGAGUGCAUCAUGAACACCUUAAACAUCUUUAAAAAUCUUGUUUAGUAAUUUUACCUGUUUUUGUUUGCAUGACAAUUUAAUUAUGCUAAUCUGUAAAAACAUUUGUAACAUUUUCAUAAUGCUUUCAUAUGUAUAAACUAUUUAAAUUUUCUUUGUUUUGAAGGCUCAAUCACACCUGAUUUCCUAAACCAAAAUAUGCAGGUGAUACUCUUAACCUAAAUUAUCACGAUUUUAUAGUUGUA
Molecule: messenger RNA, 1001 nt
Organism: Ctenopharyngodon idella (grass carp)
Lineage: Eukaryota; Metazoa; Chordata; Actinopteri; Cypriniformes; Xenocyprididae
Product: CD209 antigen-like protein C
Exons: 5
Coding region: 1-735 (244 amino acids)
Source: RefSeq, a predicted model, not a curated record